UCACUCAAUAUUGUAUUUUUGUAUUUGAACAAGCGUAUAAAAGGGGUUUACAACUCCAAUUGUUAUCUGCUAAUUAUUGUUGAAUAUUCACCUAAUAAUAUAAUCCAGUAAAGAUGUCGUUAGCCGAUGAAUUGUUGGCCGACUUAGAGGAGAAUGAUGAUGCUGAGGAUUUUAUGGAAGAACCGGAGGCCGAAUUUAUUCCACCAAGUAUCAUUCAACCCAUGGAACAAGACAUUAAAGUUACAUCGAUUCGAGAGUUAGCGAAACUCCGUGAUUCCCCAGAGCUUCAAAAAAUCAUGUCAAACAUCGAAAGAUAUUCCAAAGUCGCGAGAAAUUCAAAGGACAUAAUAGGCCCAGUGGAAUCAGACGCCGAGUAUCAAUUGAUCGUUGAAGCAAAUAACAUGGCAGUGGGAAUAGACGACGAGAUAACAACAGUCCACCGUUUCGUGAGGGACAAAUAUUCGAAAAGGUUUCCUGAAUUGGAAUCUUUGGUUGUCGGGCCCUUGGACUAUGUAAUGACAGUUAGAGAAUUGGGAAAUGACUUGGAUCGAGCUAAGAACAACGAAAUUCUUCAGAAAUUCCUCACCCAAGCUACAAUUAUGGUCGUAUCUGUCACAGCAUCAACAACUCAGGGACAACUGUUGAGUGAUGAUGAGAAGAACGCUAUUUGUGAGGCUUGCGACAUGGCCGUGGAAUUGAAUAAUUGUAAAUUGAGAAUUUUUGAGUACGUGGAGAGCAGAAUGGCAUUUAUUGCACCAAAUCUUUCGGUGAUCAUUGGGGCUUCUACGGCUGCAAAAAUUAUGGGAGUCGCUGGGGGACUUUCCAAGUUAUCCAAAAUGCCUGCUUGUAAUGUUCUCGUCCUGGGAAGUCACAAAACCACGCUUACCGGUUUCUCACAGACUGCUGCUUUACCUCACACUGGAUUCAUUUAUUAUUCGGAUAUUGUGCAGGAUACACCACCGGAUUUACGGAGAAAAGCAGCCAGACUAGUGGCUGCAAAAAGCGUACUAGCAGCACGAGUGGAUGCUUGCCAUGAGAGCACUGAUGCUCAAAUUGGUCGAUCCCUGCGCGAGGAAAUAGAAAAGAAAUUGGAUAAACUUCAAGAACCACCGCCAGUGAAAUUUAUCAAGCCUUUACCCAAACCAAUUGAUCCCGGUAGGAAGAAGAGGGGUGGUAAGAGAGUUCGUAAAAUGAAGGAGAGAUAUGCCAUAACUGAAUUCAGAAAACAUGCGAAUAGAAUGAAUUUUGCUGAUAUUGAAAGCGACGCAUAUCAAGAAGAUUUAGGCUAUACCAGAGGCACAAUUGGAAAAGCGGGAACUGGUAGAAUUCGCCUACCCCAGAUAGACGAGAAAACCAAAGUUAGAAUAUCGAAAACUCUCCAAAAAAAUUUGCAGAAGCAACAACAAUGGGGUGGAAGUACAACGGUUAAGAAACAAGUGUCUGGUACUGCUUCCAGUGUUGCAUUCACACCUUUACAAGGGCUGGAGAUUGUCAAUCCCCAGGCUGCUGAGAAAAAAGUAAACGAAGCCAAUGCCAAAUAUUUCUCCAAUACUUCUGGCUUUUUGCAAGUUAAAAGAACAUAACGAAUCGACUGUACAAAGUUCAUUAAAAUCAAUUAGAUAUCUGGUACGUAA
Fopius arisanus is the source of this 1634-nucleotide messenger RNA. It is a transcript of the gene Prp31, whose product is annotated as pre-mRNA processing factor 31. The coding region runs from base 114 to 1583 and encodes 489 amino acids. Lineage: Eukaryota; Metazoa; Arthropoda; Insecta; Hymenoptera; Braconidae. The transcript has 4 exons. Gene Ontology annotation, biological process: spliceosomal tri-snRNP complex assembly; mRNA splicing, via spliceosome. The record is from RefSeq and is a predicted model, not a curated record. Gene Ontology annotation, cellular component: U4/U6 x U5 tri-snRNP complex; precatalytic spliceosome; U4 snRNP.